GAAGAGGAAAGCCAGCUUCGAGCUUGUCAAAAACAAGCUAACUUAGCAACGGUAGUUGAGCUAGUACCUUUUAUUCUCCGAAACAGUAAUACACGAAGUAAGGUAUUUAUAGGUAAUAAUAUGUAAUUGUUUUGGAGCUACUAGAAUAACACAUUUUCAGUAUAAGUGUCUGUAUUUAGAAUUUAGAUUUUGGAGUCGCUUUAACAGUUUAUGUAGGCUAAUGAAGAAGGGUGGCUAACUGGCUGAACAACUAACCGUAGCUAACUGGCUAACGUUGCUGUUACCGAGCAAUCAACAAGAGGUCGUUGUUAGCUCAGGGACCCCGUAUACCUCUGUUAGAGGCACAAAACAGCUGUUUUAAGUCUGUUUUUCUGAGCAGCCCGUGGGAGUAAACUGAACAAAAUGCACCACGUCAAGAUAAAAACAGAAAGGCCAGAUCUGGAGAGCACAGGUGCUCGCGGCAGGUUGGAUGCGGUGCUAAAGGGUCUAGUAGAAAAAAGUGAAAAUGAAAGAGAACCAAAUGAAGACCCAGGAAAGUUGUCAGUGGAUACUUUAAGCAAAGAUUUGUCUCCGUCAUCUGCUGGAAAAAGACCUUCAGCAAGAUUUCCACAGCACAGAAGGAAGAAAAGAAAGGAGAUGGAUGAGGGCAUCCCAGAGACCAAUCAACAUAAACAGAAUGCAUACAUUAUUAAGUUGUUUGAUCGCAGUGUUGAUUUAGCUCAAUUCAACACCACCACCCCACUGUAUCCAAUCUGCCGAUCCUGGAUGAGAAACAAUCCUUCCUUUAGGGAACCUGCAGCUUCUCCAAGCUCCCCUCAAAGCAUACCAGAAGAGGAGGUCACAGACAUGAUGAAUGGCAAAGGUCAGAAUGUGUACCGACUUCCUCCUCCAUCUGCCUGUCCAGUGAGCCCCUCUGGUGAACUCAUCAAUCUCAGGAUCCCACAGACUGAAAAGCCCACUAUUUCCAAGUUCACAGAGGUUCCCGUAUCAGGAGCUCUCAUCAGUGACCACAUGGAACGUUGGAAAAAGAUAAGACAGAAAUGGAAGGAAUGCUCCAAUAAAAACCAGAUGAGAUACAGUGAGAGCAUCAAGGUUCUGAAGGAAAUGAAGGAUCUCUAUGACCACUGACUGCCUGCCUUGUAUUUGUUAGCUGCAGAAUGGACUCUCCACAGUUGGAAAGGAGCCAUGCAUUCAUAUUUGAUGUUCGAUGACUCCUGCAUACAACCAUAGAUGAGUAGAACGAAAUAGCAGAACUUUGAACCUUAACAGACUUUUUGUCCCUUAAGUUACAGAAAUGAUAUUUUCAAUUUCCUGUGUGGGGGUAUGUUGGAGUGUCAGACCUGAUACUCAAGUACAUUUUGUGUAAAUGUCUAAAUAAAUGACUUUUGAGGUAGUAUUUUUCUCACACACAUACUGGUACGUUCUUGAUAUAAUCCAAAAAUGAUUAAAGUCUACUGUAAUGUA
This is a messenger RNA of Xiphophorus maculatus (southern platyfish), 1464 nucleotides long. It is a transcript of the gene lin37, whose product is annotated as lin-37 DREAM MuvB core complex component. Gene Ontology annotation, biological process: negative regulation of transcription by RNA polymerase II. Lineage: Eukaryota; Metazoa; Chordata; Actinopteri; Cyprinodontiformes; Poeciliidae. Bases 403 to 1128 code for a protein of 241 amino acids. The record is from RefSeq and is a predicted model, not a curated record. Gene Ontology annotation, cellular component: transcription repressor complex; Myb complex. The transcript has 9 exons.